Messenger RNA from Vigna radiata var. radiata (mung bean), 3716 nucleotides. RefSeq lists its product as uncharacterized. The coding region runs from base 284 to 3631 and encodes 1115 amino acids. The transcript is spliced from 10 exons. The record is from RefSeq and is a predicted model, not a curated record. NCBI's taxonomy places the organism in Eukaryota, Viridiplantae, Streptophyta, Magnoliopsida, Fabales, Fabaceae.
AAAUCUUGAGAUAUCUUCAUGUAGAAAGUUGGAGUCAUUCUUUACAACAUCUGUAGCUAAGACUUUGACUUCAUUGGAAAAAUUAAAAAUAUCAGAGUGUCAUGGUUUGAAGCAUAUAGUAGCUGAUGAUGACAACACAAAAAGAAGUAAAGAUGAAUUCACAGAUGAACAUUCCGUGCAAUCCAGAAUUUUCCAAAAUCUUCAAGAAGUGAGAAUAUAUAACUGUAGAGAAUUAAAACAUGUGUUCUCAGCCAGUAUUACAGGAGGCCUAACGCAAUUGAAAAUGUUUUAUAUUGAACAUUGCGAUAUGCUAGAACAAAUAAUUGAGGAAGUUGUUCCACCAACAGCACACCGCGAAGAAACAGACGAAAUUGUGAACAAUAGCUCAGGAUCCUUUUAUCUGUCUAACCUGACAAAUCUUGAGAUAGAUUCAUGUCCAAGAUUAGACUCAUUGUUUACGACAUCUGUAAUUAAGACUUUGAUUUCAUUGGAAGAAUUGAAAAUAGUUGAAUGUCAUGGUUUGAAGCAUAUAGUAACUCCUACAAGAGUGAAAAGAAAUAAAAACAUGGUUGAAGAUGAGCAUGAUUUUGAAAGUGAUCUUUCAAUGUUCCCAAGUUUGAAAUCUGUAAGGAUCUUGUUUUGUCACUCGUUACAAGAUAUAUUGGCAACACCUGUCAAUGAGUGUUUUGAAAAAUUAGAGGAGGUGUAUAUAAAUGAUUGCCCACAAUUAACAUAUCUCUUCACAUAUGUCAUUGCUCAAGGUAUGACGGAGUUGAAAAUAUUACACAUAUACAAUUGUGACAUAUUAAAGCAUAUAAUAACAGAUGAUGACAAAACAAAGAAAAGUGAAGAUCAAUUUACAAUUGAACAUUCAAGAAUUUUCCAGAAUCUUCAAGAAGUGAAUAUAUAUAAAUGUGGAGAAUUAAAACAUGUAUUCUCAGCCAAUAUCACAGCAGGCCUACCUCAAUUGAAAAUACUUGAGAUUGGAAAAUGUAAUAUGUUAGAACAAAUAAUUGAGGAUGAAAUUGUUGCUGAAGAUGAGUAUCAGCAUUUUGAAUCUAACCAAGUCAAAGUUUCUGCUAAAAGCAUUUCAAUUCCAUCAGUAUCUAUUGUGAACAAUAGCUCAGGAUCAUUUUCUCUGUCUAGCCUUGCAUUUCUUUGGAUAGAUGCAUGUCCAAUGUUGGAGUCAUUGUUUACAACAUCUGUAGCUAAGACCUUGACUUCAUUGGAACAAUUGAAAAUAUCUAAGUGUCAUGGUUUGAAGCAUAUAGUAACUCCUACAAGAGUGAAAAGAAAUAAAAACAUGGUUGAAGAUGUGCACGAAUUUGAAAGUGAUAUCUCAAUGUUCUCAAGUUUGAAAAGGGUACAUAUCUUGAAAUGUGGCUUGUUGCAAGAUAUAUUCGCAACGCCUUUUGUUGGAGGUAUCGUGAAUAAUCAAAACCAUUUUCCCACCCAACAAACUCUAUGCAUGAGCAAUGCCAACAAUGGAGAUUGGAUUAUGAGAGAACAAGUCAGUUUUAAGUUAGAACAUUUGUGGUUGAAAAAUCUACCUGAAAUGAGUCAUAUUUGGGUGGCUACCAGCAACUCAUUUACCCUCCAACAUCUCAACUCAUUCAUAAUACAAGAAUGUGAAAAAUUGGAAGUAGUAUUUCCUCAGUGUAUGUUGAGAUGCCUACCAGAGUUGAUUCAUCUACAUGUAACAAAAUGCGAUGAAUUAAGACAGAUCAUUGAAGAGGAUUUGGAGGAUAAGAAGAUUUCACCACAAUUAUGCUUUCCCAAACUAAAAUCAUUAUUUAUUCAAGAAUGCCAUAAGUUGAAAUGUUUCACCUCUUUAUUUGCAUCCAAUGAUCUUUCCAACUUGAAAAUUCUAUUCAUAAUGGAAGCUACUGAUCUACAAGAGUUUAUUGCAUGCGAACACGAUGAGACAGGAAAUACCAAAGUUGAACUGUCGCAGCUGAAACUUAUAAUAUUUAUAAAUCUUUCAAAUUUUCACCAAAAGACUAUAUUUUCAAAUGUAAAGGAUCGCAUUAUCCGCAAUUGUCCAAAACUCUCUUUGACUUCAACAACUACUCUUCAAGAGCUCCAACAACAAAAUCUUCCUUUGGAAGGUUUGGAAGACACUCAAAUUUCUUUGUCGGAUUUUGAGUCACUGAUAUAUGAACAAGAGAAUUUAGAUGGAGUUUGUACAAGCAACACUUCCACUGAGUUGCCUUCUUCACAGAUCAAUGAAAAGUUAGAUAAGAAAUUCAUUGAGAAUGAUUAUGGUCCAAAGGAACUGGCUCAUGCAACUUCAAUAAAUUCAAAGGUGGAUGAAAAGUCUAAUAGUGAAACAUAUGCACAAGAGUUGGUGGAUGCAAAAUCAACGGCUGGAUCACACUUGCCAGACCAACAAAAUCAAUUUGGACAAACUCAAAGUACCAUCAAAAUGUCUCAGCAGGAACGGGAUCCUACGCUAAAAAACACUUCUCCCCUUCAAAUGAACCGUGAUGAUCCAUCUACAUCUCAAAUUAAACCAUCUUCUUCACAAGUCAAUGAUAACAAUCAAUCUAUGUUGGAGAGCACAGUUGAAAUGGUAGGUCAACAUAACAAAGUUGAAACCAAAACACUGGUGUCUGAAAUACAAGAGUUCCAAAAAAUAGACAGAAAAAGUGAAAUGGCAUCAGAUUUACAAGCUAUGGAGCAAAAUUUUCCAAUAAUUUCUUCUCCAAAGGUGACUCAGCGUACUGAUGAAAUAGAGGCAAACAACAUUGGAAAAACUAUGACAUCAGAUAAACUUGCAAUACCAACUUCUGUUUUAGAGAAUAUUGAGGAAAUAGGAAGAGAAAGGAGCAGAGAUGGAGCUGCAACAGAGGGAGCUACAAUUAAAACCUUGCCAAUUGGUGGAGAUAACAUUAGCUUGGUUAAUGGUGUUACAAUUCCCAACCCAAGCGGUGCAAAUAUACUUCCACAAGAUUCCCAGGUUGUUAAACAAGAUAAUGAGAUGAAUGAAGACAAGACAGAAAUAGCAUCAUAUAAAAAUAUCAAAAUCCAAGAAGGGGUGAACUUGUUGGAUAAAACAGAGGGAAUAGGAAUUGUUUCUAAUAAUAACGUUGUGAUUACUCCAGCUUUUGCAGAUACUCGUACAAGAUUGGAAAAGUAUAAGCACUUUGUUGAAAUGAAUGAUUCACAAAUUUCUCUGCUAGUGGAGGCAAUAGAAGCAUAUCCUCAUCUUUGGAAUGCUUGUGAAAAGUUCACUGAUCGCUUUCGAGCUUUUAUGUUGAAAACAUUGGCAGAAAUGUUGUUGUUCCUUCGAAGUGAAAGUGUUGGCAGUGUUAAUUCUGAGAGAGAAAAGGAGUUCCUUAAACUAUGUGAUGAAGCUGUUCAACUUGGAUUUGAGAAGUCGUGGGUUGAUGAAAUGCGUCAACGUGUUGUGGGAAGGGAUCCUAAGUUGGAGCAUGCAAAGGCACAAAUGGGUGAGCUUCUUAAGAGACAUGAUGAUUUAAUUGAGGAACUAGACAGUAUAAAGACGCCAAUCGAUGAACUUCUUAAGAGACACAAUCAUUUAACUCAAGAACUACACAAUUUGAAGAAACAACUUAGAACUCUUCAUGACUUUUUAAAUGUUCCCACAAAAAGUUUCGACUUUUUGUGAUACAUUUCGUCUGAUUUGCAAUUCUUCUAAGAAUGAGUGUUAUGUCGUUUUUUUUACUUCUUGAAGCAUGGUUUGAUAUAUAUUU